AGUGAACAUCAAGAUGAAUGACAAAUUAUCUAGAAAAUUCAGUGAGACCGACAUCGGUUUUAUCGAGUUGAGUAACCCAUCAAUUUCUACACCAAGCCCAGGGGGCAUUUUGACAGUGACACUUCAUGAGGGCAUUGGCCUUUCCGUGGCGGAUAACUACAAGGAACGCCCUAACUGCGAGGAACAUAAUCACCAUGCGGGGUGCCGCCCGCCUGUCUGUAGGCGGUGCCACUAUCCGUAUGCGCUUUUAGAUUAUGAAAAGUCUCAGGCGAUUCUCGACUGUUACUGGGGGACAACCGAAAACCCUGUAUGGAUGUCACAGUUUGCUAUAUGCAAGUUUGACGUUUCAAGCUUUUCUGAGUUGACUAUAUAUCUUUACAUUCGGGAUCCUAGUCCCUCUUCGGAGAGUCGGGAUAUUUGUCUGGGCGUAGCACGGGUAAACCCAUUUGACAAGUCUGAAGCACAUUGGCUGGAACUGCAAGAUAGCAUGGGGAAGCUACGCAUCAGCUUUGAAUAUACGAACCCUGGAAAUAGAAUGUUAGAAGAGAGAGACUUCGAGCGUGGAAGACCCAUCUUCAGUGUAUCGACCUCCGGUAUUAUUAAGAAAGACACCCAGCGAGUAUAUGCUGAAUCGAAGAUUAGAACGACACAGCUUAAUUCUAGGUCUAAAUUGGAAAGUAUAUGGGAUUACCAGGUCGGCCAUCCUUUUAUAGCGCCGCUCUCAUUUGCUUUCGAAUCAUCAGAGGGGCUAUCCCUCCUUUCCCCAUAUAUCGGCGGCGGGCCCCUUUUCAGUCAUCUUCAGAAGGAUCGAUGUUUCGAUGUUGAUAGAUCCCGACUUUACGUGGCUGAGAUUACCUGUGCAUUAGAAUAUCUACACGAUACUCGCAAGGUUUUCUCCUGGUUGAAACCCAGAAAUGUCCUUCUUGAUUUAUUCGGCCAUGUUGUUCUAUGCGGCUUCGGCCUUUUCAAUUAUGAUACCAAGAGCGGGAACCAUGGGACACCUGAGUAUCCAGCACCGGAAUUGCUUCUUGGCCAAGUUGAAUCCAUGGCGGCAGACUGGUGGACAUUGGGGGUCUUUCUCUACGAAAUGCUGACAGGACUACCCCCAUUCUAUGACGAGGACCAUAGUAAGAUACGUCAAAAGAUCCUCUCUCAACCUGUCCGGUUUCCUGACUCAUUUGCUCCUAUUGCUAAGGAUAUGAUAACUAAGCUUCUUAACCGCAACCCUAAGCAGCGCCUAGGAGCUAAUGAAGGUGCCUCAGAGGUCAAAUCUCAUCCCUUUUUUGACGGCGUGAAUUGGAAUAAAGUCCUUCGGAGGAAGUACACACCUGUUUUCCGUCCUAGAUUUAUUUCAAGUUCCUUCAAGCAAUAUGGCUUGAACACCCCUCCUGAGAAGAAGGACGAUUUUGUAUCUCUCUGGAUACCUCCACUUGAAUCCACCAAAGCCCCCGGAACUAGCAAUCCUCCAUCCCAGGAGUCCCGUCAACCAAUUGCGCGAGAGGAUGAUAGUUGGGAAUUAAUAUGGGAUGAAGUUCGUUGUGAAUUCGACUUGUACAAUGGCUUCGCGAAGGCAAAAAGGCCAGUCCCUCCUCAACACACGGAACCCCUAAAGCAUAACGAAGCAGUGGCAGAUGAGAGCGCUGACCCUACUGUUCCUAGUCAAACCCAGAAGCAAGACGUACUCGAGGCAGCAUUGCAAGCUGGACAUGACCGCGUUGUUUUACAACUGUUAGAAUAUGGAAUGGAUUUGAACAUAAUGAUUGGUGCCAAGCGAGUAAGUCCAUUAGAAUGGGCUGCGGAGAAAGGAAACCUCCCUCUGGUAAGGCUCUUCCUCGGCAAGGGGGCCGAUGCAAAAUUUCCGAGUUCUACCGUCCGUGGAAUGCACAAAGGAGGGCCUGCAUUAGUUAAAGCAGUGGAAAAGGGGAAUCGAAAAAUCGCCCAGACCCUGGUGCGAGCUACUGAUCGGGUAGCUUCAACGAGAGCUCUGGGCCUCGCCGUGUAUCAGCAGGAUAUCCCGAUGGUCAAACUCCUGCUAGAAAAUGACGUCCGUUGCGAGUUUGAAGAAGCAGAUCGGCCUCUUCCUUGGGACCCCCAAGAUAACGGCUGCUAUUUCUUCGACCGAGAGGAAUCCGAGGAAUUCAUACCCCCGCUCGUCCGUGCGGUUAAGAAAGGCAACGCGGACCUGGUUCGGUUGCUACUCUCAUAUGGGGCAGAUAUUAACGCUAGCUACCACGGUCUGGUUUGGGAUCUAUACGAGUAUAACAUAGGGAAGGACCCGAUCUGGUUUUCAUGCGGUCGGCCUGUUGAGUUGGCUAUGGAGCUGGGACAUGCCGAAAUUAUUGGAUUGUUGCUUGACAGUGGCGCCGAUAUCAAUCUCCCACGGCCUAGCUGGCCUGUGCCGGGACAUGAUUGUGGAUUAGUGCCAAGGCUAGUAUAUCAGAAGGUUACGGCGCGCUUAAGACAGGCGCUGGCGUUAAGGUACGAUGGCGACCCAUCUGUAUCAAGUAUGUGAGAUCUUGUUUCUCAAUAACAGAUUCUGGUAAAAGCGUUGAU
This is a messenger RNA of Daldinia decipiens, 2553 nucleotides long. Its product is annotated as protein kinase. The coding region runs from base 14 to 2512 and encodes 832 amino acids. Gene Ontology annotation, biological process: protein phosphorylation. The transcript has 2 exons. The record is from RefSeq and is a predicted model, not a curated record. NCBI's taxonomy places the organism in Eukaryota, Fungi, Ascomycota, Sordariomycetes, Xylariales, Hypoxylaceae. Gene Ontology annotation, molecular function: ATP binding; protein kinase activity; protein binding.